AUGGACUCAGUUAAACGCAAAAAGUCAAAGUCGCAGGGCAAAGAGCCUGCUUUGAACAAUUACUCGGGUAACCAAGUUCCGACAACAGGGAUAUUAUCUCGGCUUCCUUUGUCAUGGGUUCCCUACAUCCAACUCGCCCGACUGUCACCACCUGCCGGCCUUUUCCUCAUCUACUUCCCUCAUGUGUUUGGGUUGAUGCAUGCAGCGUUGCAUUUGUCGACCCCAGUUCCGGAUAUCCUGCGUGCAGGCGCUGUGCUUUUUGGCGGCUCCUUUUUUGUCUCUAAUGCGAUUCAUAUCUGGAAUGACCUCAUCGACGCGCCCCUGGACGCUCUUGUCUCAAGAACGAAGCACCGUCCCAUUCCCCGAGGCGCCGUGUCACCCACCGCUGCAUUGGUCUACACUAUUACCCAGGCUAUUGCAGCAGCCUUAUUCCUGUCAUUGCUACCGCAUUCUCAAUCGUGGUUCUACGCGCUGCCCAGUAUCCUCGGUUGGACGUACUACCCCUGGGCUAAGCGGCAUACAAACUACCCUCAGGUGGUGUUGGGUCUGUGCCUCGCAUGGGGUGUUGUGAUGGGAGAACUCUCUCUUGGCAUAGAGACGAUCAGCUUCCCCCAGGGCUGGAGCUGGAAAAAAUUGAUCCACGGCGAGUUCCAUGUAAACUCCGCUAUUCUGAGCCUUGUUAUUGCAAAUACUCUCUGGACAGUCAUAUAUGACACAGUCUACGCCCAUCAAGAUAUUGAGGAUGAUCUCAAGGCGGGCAUAAAGAGCAUCGCGGUACUGUGGAGGCAACAGACGAAGAUUCUAUUAUGGGGUUCGCUGGUUAUGCUGGCGUUACUAUUAAGUUACUGUGGCUAUGCCAGUAACCUUGGAUUCUUCUACUACUUCAUCGCAGUGAUUGGAGCGACAGGAUCAUUAGGGCGGAUGAUAUUGCAGGUGGAUCUAAAGGAUGAGCAAAGUUGCUGGUGGUGGUUCAGAAAUGGAUUCUGGUUGGCUGGAGGUGCAAUUACUGCUGGUUUCUCUGCUGAGUAUCUGAAGCAGAUCAUCUACUGA
Molecule: messenger RNA, 1050 nt
Organism: Aspergillus udagawae
Lineage: Eukaryota; Fungi; Ascomycota; Eurotiomycetes; Eurotiales; Aspergillaceae
Product: 4-hydroxybenzoate octaprenyltransferase
Exons: 1
Coding region: 1-1050 (349 amino acids)
Biological process (GO): ubiquinone biosynthetic process
Cellular component (GO): mitochondrial inner membrane
Molecular function (GO): 4-hydroxybenzoate polyprenyltransferase activity
Source: RefSeq, a predicted model, not a curated record